Cyprinodon variegatus (sheepshead minnow) is the source of this 6124-nucleotide messenger RNA. It is a transcript of the gene lama4, whose product is annotated as laminin subunit alpha 4. The coding region runs from base 351 to 5882 and encodes 1843 amino acids. Gene Ontology annotation, molecular function: signaling receptor binding. The transcript has 39 exons. Lineage: Eukaryota; Metazoa; Chordata; Actinopteri; Cyprinodontiformes; Cyprinodontidae. Gene Ontology annotation, biological process: regulation of cell adhesion; regulation of cell migration; regulation of embryonic development. The record is from RefSeq and is a predicted model, not a curated record.
UGCCUUGAACCUUUAGAAGACAGAAAUCCUUCUGCUGCUCACUUGCCUUUUUGCAGUUCUUACUUUCUCUCUUACCGUUUCUCUCAGCUUCCCAUCUGUAUGCUAUUUGGGCCUGGCUCAGGGGAGAGGCAAUCCCACAAGGGGAGAGAAAUCAGGCAGGGAGGGAGGAGAGGGAAGAGAGGAAGUCCACAAGAGUUAGUUUAACUGGAUUCAGCAAGGGCCAGGCAAGGGGGCAGUGCUGAAUCUGGACCUUAGGAGGAGCGGAAAAGUUAAGUGAACGGGUGAAGAAGCCCAGAGGACACUGCUUGUGACAGAGACGGAGAGGGGGAGAUCGUUGGGCAAACACAAAUAUGGCUACUAAAUCCCUGUCCUUGCUCUGCGUUGUCUCCAUCCUCUCAGGGAUUGUUUGCACAACUUCUGCCACCAGGUUUGGGGAGCAGCAACUCACUGUACUUCAAGUGUGUGCCAAGGGUUAUUUCCUCAGUGAACAAAGCGUAUGCCUUCCAUGUAACUGUAAGGGCCACGCUGACUACUGCAAUGACAUCACUGGUGUUUGCAUUAACUGCAGGAACCACAGCACAGGAGAUUUUUGUGAAAUGUGUGAAGAUGGCUACAUCCUGAGCUCCAGUCAGGAUGGGCAACAUGCCUGUAUACCCUGUUCCUGCCCCCUCCCUACCGAAUCUAACAACUUUGCUGUGUACUGCAAAAAAGGAGUCGGCAGUCUGCAGUGCAAGUGCAAACAGGGCUACGCUGGAAAUCACUGUGAGAGGUGUGCUCCAGGUUACUAUGGAAACCCAAUGCUUAUCGGUUCAUCCUGUAAGAGGUGUGACUGUAACGGCAACACUGACCCUAACCUAAUCUUUAACGAGUGCCACAACAUGACAGGACGCUGCCAGCACUGCUGGGGAAACACAGCUGGUGACAACUGUGAGAGGUGCGCCCCUGGUUUCUACGGCGACGCCAUCAGCGCCAAGAACUGCAAAGAGUGCAAGUGCAACAAAUGCGGCACCUCCUCAUGUGACGACAGGACAGGGGUGUGUCACUGCAAGCCAGGAGUCAAAGGACGCUUCUGUGACCAAUGUGAGGAGGGUUACUUUGGAUUCUCCAGCUGUCAGGGCUGCAGGAGGUGUGAAUGUGGGCCAGCGUCCCUUCGUUCAACCUGCCAUCCACUUACUCACAGCUGUUCUUGCCGCCCGGGGGCUGGAGGUCGUUACUGUGAGCGCUGCCUCCCAGGGUACUGGGAUUACAGUCCCUCCGGCUGCCAGAAGUGUGACUGUGAGAGCGGCCACUGUAACAUGCAUACAGGAGAAUGCCUGGCAGAGGCUGCAGUCAAUCUCUGCAACAACAGUUGUGAUGACUGCAUCUGGCAGCUGAUUGGAGAUUUAAGGUUGUCUAAUAAGACCCUGGAUCAGCUGAAGGUCGGAGUGCUGAACAUCUCCACUGGUGCUGCGGCUAACGACAGGAUCAAAUACUACAACUAUACCGCUCAUCAACUCCAGAGGCACUUUCAUGUCUGGAGAAACAAGUCAUCUGUGAUAAGACGACGGACUGAAGAGCUGGAUGAGGCUGCAGACAACGUGCUUUUGGACAUGAAAGACCUCAGAGACCAGGGAAACCUGGUGAAGAGAUUAGGGAAUCAGCUGGACACAGAGUCCAUGGAGACGUUGACCUUGGCUGAGCAGCUCAGCAAUAAUCUCACAGACCUCAGCCAGCGUAUCGAAGAUAUGAUCCAUGACUGGGAACUGUACAAUAUCCAGCAGGAUAUGGAUCCAGAGGAGGUCAGACGUAGCACAGAGAUGGCCCAAGAGAUGAUAUCGUGGAUCAGACAGCUGGACUUGUCCACACAGGAGCCCAUUGCCAGGAAUGAAGCAACAAAGGCCCAUGAAUUGCUGGCGCGUAUUCGCCAAAUGGAGAAGAAGCUGAUGAUCACAGAGAACCGCCUGCCUUCAAUCAGAGAGAUCCUGUCCCGUUUCUCCAGUCGACUCUCGGAGGCUGAGAAAUUUCUCCUUGAUGCAGCUGGAACUGUGCAGGAAGCAGAGGACAAGAACAAAGCCAGCCUGCUCAAGUUCCAAAGGAAGGAGGAAAAACAGCAGAGGCUGACGGAGGACCAGCUGGCUGUAAACGACACCCUGGAGACGAGCAGAGUUUUCAUCUCUGAAGCUGAGAGGACCGUAGCUGAGGUGGACGCUUUGACACAGAGUGUGAGAGGAUACCACGCUGAGAUAGACGGCGCCGAUCAGAGGCUGACAGAGAAAAUGGAGCGUCUCUCGCUGGCGGACAGAGAUCUGGUUCAGAAGGCGGACGAUCAUGCUGCUGAGCUGGAAACACAAGCCAAUGAGUUGGAGGAGGAUCUGAAAGAAAGCGAUGCCAAUGGCUUCGUUCAGAGAGCGAUAAGCGCCGCCAAUGUUUACAACAACAUAGUGAAAUAUAUCGAUGAUGCCAACAUCACUUCACUCACUACGCUCAACUCUUCUCAGAGAGCAGAAGAUGCCAUCGGUGGGAUUAAAACCCAGCUUGAUUACCUGGUGACACAGAGUGAAAAUACGUUCCUGAAAUCUGUUUCAUUACGAUCUGAACAGCAUGAUGUGCUGACCCAAGUGGCCGACGGUGUGGCAUACAUCGAGGAAACCCGGCUUGCUAAUAAGAACAUUCAGGAAAAACUGGAAGAGGUGGCGAAAGACAUCAGGGUUAUUCAGAAGGACAGAACCCCCCAGCGCCUGAACUUCUCCUUGGAGGUGGCAGAGGAGACUCUCAUCCGCUCCACAGAAGUCCUGAAGACCAUCACUCCCAUCAGCGAACGAGUGCAGCAGUGGUCUCAAAACAUGAGAAACAGCGAGUACUCUACAGCUGCAUAUGAAAAGGCCGUUUUGUCUGCUGGAGAAGCAGUGGAGAACCUGAACGUGCUCGUCCCUGAGUUGCUGGACAAGCUGAAGGUGGUUGAAGAGAAGAAGCCUGUCAACAACGUGACCACUAACAUCAUGAGGAUCAGAGAACUCAUUGCACAAGCCAGGAGCGUGGCCAAGAAAGUUCAGGUUUCUGUGAAGUUUAAUGGACAGUCUUCAGUGGAGGUUCAGCCACCCAGCAACCUGGAGGAGCUGAAGACGUCGACAUCCAUCAGCCUGUUCAUGAGGGUGGACCCAGACAAAGACCCCAUAGAGGACCGCUUCAUCCUCUAUCUGGGGGACAGGAAUGGCAAGAAGGACUACAUGGGCCUGGCCAUCAAGAACGACAAGCUGGUGUUUGUCUACAACCUGGGACGUGACGACGUUGAAAUCCCGCUGUCCUCCAAGCCUGUCAGUCAGUGGCCGGCGGUCUUUAACUAUAUCAAAAUAGAAAGGCUGGGACGACAUGGAAAAAUCUACCUGACUAUUCCCAGUCAGGGAUCCACAGAUGAGCAGAAAUUCAUCCAGAAAGGCAACGCUCCCAUCACCGACUCCCUGUUCGACAUCGACCCCAAGAAUGUGGCGUUCUUCAUCGGAGGUGCCCCCCCAGACGUCAAGCUGCCUCCUCCUCUGACUCUCGCUCCUUUCGUGGGCUGCAUCGAGCUGGCUUCUAUCAACAACGAUGUCAUCAGCCUGUACAACUUUAAAGAGACUCACCUAAAAAAUGUCUCACCUCCUUGUCCCAGGUACAAGCUGGCCUUCUCCCAGAGUCGCAUCGCCAGCUACCUGUUUGACGGAACGGGCUAUGCACUCAUCAGCAACAUCGAGAGAAGAGCGAAGUUUGGUCCCGUCAUACGCUUUGAUAUUUCUGUGCGAACAGUCACAGACAACUGUGCCAUUUUCCUCAUGGUCAGCGGGGAAAACUUUUUCCUCUUAGAAAUAAAGAAUGGUUUCCCGCGCCUAACCUACGACUUUGGCUUCAGCGAUGGACCAAAGCUUCUGGACACCAAUUUACCGAAAUUUCAAAUAAAUGAUGCAAAAUAUCAUGAGGUGUCAGUGAUCUACCAUCAGCUAAAGAAAGUUAUCCUGCUAGUGGACAAGGCUUUAGUUAAAACUGUGGAGAAUCCCAGAACCCCGCUGCCUUUCUCAGAGAUCUACAUCGGGGGUGCCCCCUCCAGCUUGCUAAAAUCCAGGGCGGAGCUGUCUGCUGUGGUUGGCCUGAAAGGCUGCGUCAAAGGAUUCAUGUUCCAGAAAAGAGAUUUUAACCUGUUGGAAGAGCCUGGAACCAUUGGUAUUAGCAGCGGUUGCCCAGAGGAGUCUGUUGUAAGCACACAACUCACACACCUACAUGAGCACAUAUAUUUUAAUUUUAUGCAACCAGAGGAGUUCAGCAUCGCCCUGGAGAAUGGAGCAGUAGUACUGAACAACCGAGGAGUGAAGGUCAAAUUACAGAAGAAGCAAUACAAUGAUGGGAGGACUCACUUCUUACUGGCCUCAGUGAACAAGGAGAGGUAUUCACUGUUGCUGGAUGACAAAGACAAGCAGGAGAAAAAGCGUCCGGCGUCUGCCAUGAAGUCCUCCUCAGAUUCUCCCGUAAAGACCUUCUACUACGGCGGGUCUCCAAGCAGCAGCCUGAGGAACUUCACCGGCUGCAUCAGCCAUGCGUACAUCAACAGACAAGACCGAGACAUUGAGGCGGAGGACUUCCAGAAGUACACAGAGAAGGUGAACGUUUCUCUGCAGGACUGUCCGGCACAGCAGCCUCCUGCUGCGCUGAUGUCACCACACCGUGCAACGUCUAAAGCCAAACAGAGCCAGAAGGUUGCCAGAGAUAAGUCCAGUCAUCUUCUGGAGCCGACCAGCUCUGAUCAAAAGUCACCAGAGCCCAGCAUCCAGUCUUGCUACCUCUCCCCAAGUCCUAGAUCAACACACCAGGCCUUCAGCUAUGGCGGAGUUGCCAACAGCAGGCAGCACUACGCAGGUGUCCCUGCUUCUCUUCCUGAGAGGUGCCACUUGUCCCUGUCCCUAAAGAUCCAAUCUGCCUCAGGCCUCAUCUUCUAUGUAUCCGAUGAGCAAGAGGACAACUUCAUGGCUCUUUUCCUGGUGGAGGGAAAGCUUGUGUUUAGUUUCAAUGUAGGAGACCAGAAGGUUCAAAUUCGGACAGAGAAGAGAUACGACGAUGGCGUCUGGCACAGUGUUGCUUGCAUCCGGGAUGGGAAGACGGGGCGGCUAGUGAUGGACAGACACACGGUGUUUGAAGACAGAGCUCAGGCAGACAAUGUUGUCUGGAAAGUCAGUGACUUCCUCUUUGUUGGAGGAGUUCCUCCUGGGAGAGCACAAAGGAACAUUAAGAGGAACUCUGCACACAGCUUUACCGGCUGCAUGAAGAACCUUCAGCUGGAUGGACGACACCUGUCCUCUGCAGCUGAGACUUUUGGGGUCAGCCCGUGCUUUGAAGGACUAAAGGAAGACGGAACGUACUUUUCAGAGGAGGGAGGAUAUGUGGUUAUGGAUGAAUCCUUCGAGCUGGGCCUGAGGUUCGAGUUAGUGAUGGAAGUGCGACCGCGUGUGGCGUCAGCCGUGCUACUUCACGUGCGGGUUGCAGAGGGUUAUUUCAUCAUGUACAUUCAUCAAGGAGCGGUGGUCGUUGUUGUCAACGACGGCACACAUGAGUUCUCUACUAAAGUAUCACCAAGGCAGGGCGUGUGUGACGGCACCUGGCACAGUAUCACAGUGAUCCGGGAUGCCAAUGUGCUUCAGCUGGAUGUGGACUCUGAGAUCCAACACGUCGUAGGACCCGUAAACCCCCGUUCUGCAGACACAAAGAGGCCCGUAUUUAUUGGAGGAGCUCCAGAUCUCUUCCUCCCAGAAAGCGUGGCCACCAGGAGGCCCUAUGUGGGCUGCAUGAAGAACCUGACCAUCAACAAGAACCCAGUGAGCUUCAGCAAGGCGGUUCUGGUCAGCGGCGCUGUCGGCGUUGGAAGCUGUCCUGCAGCAUAACGCUGUUUGUCAUCAGUAGCCCCAUCACAGCACUGACCAAACUCAUUAAAUACACCCAAUAAGAUUGUGUUCAUUCAGUCCAACAUUCUUUGUCCAACAAAAUGACCAAAACCUUUCAAAUCUGAUAAGUGGAAAAAUUUCAAAAUGAUUUAUCCUGUGGAAAUAAUUUAAAAUGCAGACGUUAUAACCUUCAUCAGCUCAGAACAAAAUACACACAGACUUUAUUUCAUUGUAAGUUUCAG